Hordeum vulgare subsp. vulgare (domesticated barley) is the source of this 1935-nucleotide messenger RNA. Its product is annotated as glucan endo-1,3-beta-D-glucosidase-like. The coding region runs from base 48 to 1727 and encodes 559 amino acids. Gene Ontology annotation, cellular component: plasma membrane. The transcript is spliced from 4 exons. The record is from RefSeq and is a predicted model, not a curated record. Gene Ontology annotation, molecular function: hydrolase activity, hydrolyzing O-glycosyl compounds. Lineage: Eukaryota; Viridiplantae; Streptophyta; Magnoliopsida; Poales; Poaceae. Gene Ontology annotation, biological process: carbohydrate metabolic process.
UUGCUUGUUCCCCAUCGCUUGACUCCUCUGCUCCCUCCUCACAAACCAUGGCGCACACUCGCCUCCUCCUGCUCGCCAUUCUCGGCGCCUCAUUACCACUGAUCUUCUUCUCCAGUGCAGAGGCGGGCGAGGUGGGCGUGUGCUAUGGCAGGGUCGGCGACAACCUGAUGGACCCGGCGGCGGUGGUGCAGCUGCUGAAGAAGAACGGCAUCACGACGGUGAGGGUCUACGACACCGACCCGGCCGUGCUGCGGGCGAUGGCCAACACCGGCAUCAAGGUGGUGGCGGCGCUGCCCAACGAGAUGCUGGCCUCCGCGGCCGGCGACCCAUCGUACGCGCUCCGGUGGGCGAGGAUCAACCUGGCGCCCUACUACCCGGCCACGGACAUCCGCGGCGUGACCGUCGGGAACGAGGUCUUCCAGCAGGCGCCGCAGCUCACGCCGCAGCUCCUCACGGCCAUGCGGAACGUGCGGGCGGCGCUGGUCACCCUGGGCCUGGGCGACGCCGUGAAGGUGACCACCCCGAUCGCGUUCGACGCGCUCAAGGUGUCGUUCCCGCCGUCCAGGAGCGCGUUCCGGGACGACAUCGCGCGGUCAGUGAUGAGCCCCAUGCUCGACUUCCUGGAGCAGACCGGCUCCUACCUCAUGGUGAAUAUCUACCCGUACUACACGUACACGUUUCAGCCCAACGUGAUCGACCUCAACUACGCGACGUUCCGCCCCAACGCUGGCGUCAUCGACCCCGUGACUGGCCUCAGGUACUCCAACCUCUUCGACGCCCAACUCGACGCCGUGUACUACGCCAUGGACAACCUGGAGUCCUCUGCUGGCAGCGUGCUGCGCACCGCCGUGGGGACGGUGAGCAGAGGAAGGCGCAGCCAGCGGGUGCCCACCAAGACCGGCGAGUCCGGGUGGUGCUCCUACUGUCCGAACAUGGUGGGCGCCACAAAGGAGAACGCCCAGGCGUUCAACGCCAACCUGAUCAAGCGCGUGCGCUCCGGCAACGCCGGCACCCCGUACCGGCCCGACGCCGACGUCUCCGCCUACAUCUUCGCCCUUUUCAACGAGAACAAGAAGCCCGCCGACGAGCAGAACUUCGGCCUCUUCUACCCGGACGGGCAGCCGGUGUACCCGGUCGACUUCGGCCCCAGCCCUGCCCCGGGCCCUGCCGCGGGCAGCUGGUGCGUGGCGAACCCGGCCGUCGGGGAUACGCGCCUGCAGGCCGCGCUGGACUACGCGUGCAGCAACGGGGCGGACUGCAGCGCCAUCCAGCCCGGGAAGCCGUGCUACGAGCCCAACACCAUGGUCGCGCACGCCUCCUACGCCUUCAACGACUUCUACCAGCGCAAGGGCCGGGCCAGCGGGACCUGCGAUUUCAGCGGCGCCGCUUCCAUCGUCUUCCAGCAACCUGCAGGUGGCAUCUGCGACCCGAACAUCAGCUGGUGCGUAGCGAACGCGGCGGCUGGGGACGCACGGCUCCAGGCGGCGCUGGAGUACGCGUGCGGGCACGGCGCCGACUGCAGCGCCAUCCAGCCGGGUGGGCGGUGCUUCGACCCCGACACCAAGGUGGCGCACGCGUCCUACGCAUUCAACGACUUCUACCAGCGCAACGACCGUGCAAACGGUUCGUGCACCUUCAAUGGCGCUGGCUCCGUCGUCUACCAGCAACCAAAGAUAGGCAAUUGCGUGCUUCCGUCCAGUCAUCAGGCUAAACUGAAGAAAUGGUAGAGAAGAGCCAAGGGCAUACUGCAAGCUCCGUUGUACGAGACUCCGCAAUGAACCAAUGUAGUCGUAUUUCUGAUGGAAAAAGCUUACGGAUGCGGUCCCGACCUUCUGUGUAAAAUCCCUUCUGUGUAAAACAGGUUAUGUUUUAGGAAUAUAUACCAUGUUGUAAUGGUCUAUAAUAAGAUUAUGUUUUGCAGAUUUCUACUUCUAA